UGUACUUUGAACCCCUAAAAUAGUUUCAUCCUGCCCCAAGUAUGCUUCACUUGUGAAAAUUACCCAUUUUAUAUAUUUAUAUAUAUAGCAGUUUAGAGAGGGAGAAACUCUGCAUUCAAGCUCUAGUACACCCAAGAGAUCCGGUUCUUAAACUUUCACAUACUCCCCGUCGUUGCCUUCCAAUAUUAAUAUAUAUGGCUUCUUCCUCAAACUCUGAAAUAUCAUCUUCUGUGAGUAAGUACCCAUAUCCAGAAAAGGUUAAGGUGAGGAAUUAUGUUGGUGUCAUUCUCUCUAAACAAAACUACUUUGUGUGGAGAAAGAAGAUGCUUCUUUUUUUUAAGCGGCAAGGUUUGGUUGGUUUCAUCAAUGGUGAAGUUGUGGCACCACCGGAAAAGAUCACAAUACCAAAUGACGAUGAUGUUAUCUCUCCCAAGGGCACAAAGGAGAUCGAGGACCAGGAUUACGAGGACUGGAAAAGAUCGGAUGAAUUGUUACAAAGAUGGAUAAGAGAGACGAUUAGUGAAGACGUUCUUCCGCAUGUGGUGUGCUUGAAAACUGCUCAAGAUAUGUGGUCAAAGUUAAUUACCCUGCAUGAAACAAAAAUAGAGUACCCACACCCAGCAGAGAUCAACGUGAGGGAUUUUGUUCAAAUCCAGCUCUCUAAAUUAGAUAACUAUUUUAGAUGGAAGUCAUUGAUGCUUGGUCUUAUUGAGAAUCAAGGCAUGUUUGGUUUCAUAAGUGGUGAGGUUUCAGCACCACCUGAAACGAUCACAGUACCAGACGACGACGACGAUGAAGAAGAUAGCUUCUACCUUGGCACGAAGGAGAUAGAGAACCAGGAUUAUCAGGAUUGGAAAAGAUCCGACGAGCUCUUGCAAAGUUGGAUAAAGGAAACCAUCAAUGAAGAUGUUCUUCCAAAUGUUGAGUGCUGGAAAACUGCUAAAGAUAUGUGGUCACAGUUGGUUAUCCUGGGUGAAAGAAAAAUGGAGUACCUAAUAGAUAUCAAUGUCACGGACAUUGUUCCCAUCAAGCUCUCUAGUAGUACCGAUAACUACUCUAGUUGGAAAACGCUGAUGCUUCAUUUUAUUGAGAGUCAGGGCAUGCUUGGUUUCAUCAAUGGUGAGGCUUCAAAACGAACACUUUCUGACGACAACAGCAGCAACGAUGAAUGGAGAAACUCAGACAAGAAGUUGGAGAGAUGGAUCAAGGAAACGAUCAAUGAAGACAUCCGGCGAGAGUUGGUACUGCUUGAAACAUCAAAAGAUAUAUGGCAGAGGUUAAUUAUCAUGCAUGAAACUAAUAAGGUGUACCCAUACCCAAUAGAGGUGAACGUGGGUGACUUUGUUCCCUUCAAGCUUUCCGGUAGCAACUAUCCUGAUUGGAAAAGGCUGAUGCUUCAUCUUAUUGAGAAUCAAGGCUUGCUCGGUUUCAUUUUGACACCAAAUAUCCCCAGAAUAGAUUCCUUGGCGUGGAAAAGAACAGAUGGGUUGUUGCAAAGUUGGAUAAUAAGGGCAAUCAAUGAAAGCUUCCUUGCAAGUGUUUUGAAUUUGGAAACUGCCAGUGAUAUGUGGACAAAGUUAGAGGGACUGUUCAAUUCUGAAACUCUAAUUGAAUACCGAUACCCAGUAGAAGUUAACGUGGGGGACUAUGUUCCCUUCAAGCUCUCUAGAGAAAACUACCGUAUGUGGUCAGAAUUGAUGCUUCGUCUUAUUAAGAGACAAGGUUUGCUUGGUUUCAUCGAUGGCACAGUUCCAAUACCAGAGGGGACAGGGGAGAACAAUUAUAGGCGUGAGGCAUGGAGAAGAACAGACUGGCUAGUGCAAGGCUGGAUAAUGGGGACGAUCGAUCAAAAAGAUGUUCUUUCAUGUGUGGUGGUGGACUUGCGCGACGACACAACUGCCCAUGAUAUGUGGACUAAGUUAGAAAAAGUCUUUGAUCCCAAUAAAAGAAGUGAAACGAUGAAAAACAAAGAAGGCGAAGAAAAAGAUGUAGGGUUUUACCGGCCACUGCAUAGAUUUACACUGAAAGGUGAGUGGGAGAAAGCCAAAGAAUUCUUGGAACAACACGAAGAUGCAGUGAGUGCGGACAUCACUGGAGAGGGGGAUACAAUACUGAUGGUAGCAGUUAGUUCUGAGAAGAGAAAUCAUUUUGUUAAGAGUCUAUUGGAGUUUGUGUCCUCAUCACAUGUGGAUUUGACUCAUCAAAGGAAUCACGAAGGUGAGACGUGUCUUCAUUUAGCAGCAUCAGCUAACAACCUUGAGGUAGCCAAGUUGUUAGUGGCCAAGGUCCAACGUCUGCCCAAUAUUGAGGAUAAUGAAUUUCUACCUCUCCACCAUGCUGCUGUAUUUGGCCACAAGAAUAUGGUUCAUUACUUAAUGGACGUCACCAGUUAUCAAGAAGACAACAAAUGGUUAACUACUUUUGUUGCUUAUUUGAUAAAUAGUGGUCUAUACGACAUUGCUCUGCUAUUCCUUCAGCGCCAUGGUGCAUUAAUUGCAAGGGAAACAAACAUGCAUGUCUCUCUGUUGCAACUACUUGCUAUGCAAAAUUCAGCAUUCAAGAGUGGAACAAAAUUCAACUUUUGGCAAACAUUAAUCUACUUUUGUGUUCCUACGAAGUUGGAAGAGUCUACAUACCAUUGUAGUUGUGGAGACGUUGAGAAUCCUACCCAUUGCUGCAUUUCUGGUACAAUGAAGCAAAAGUUGUUGGGUGUAUUUUGGAAAGUUGCUGAAAUGCUAUUGCCAUGCAUCAAGCACGUCCGAGGGAUAAAAUGGAAGCAUGAUCACGCAAUUCAACUUGUCAGACAUCUUUGCAUGGAAUAUGAAAAAUUAGAUUUUUCAGAAGCUAGACAUAGAGUUGGAAGAUCAGUAAUUGCCGCAACAAUUUCUGGGAUUCCUGAAGUUAUUGAAGAGAUUGUUUCAAUAUUUCCUGAAGCAAUAUAUAGUAAAAACGAAGAGGGACAAAAUUUAUUGCAUAUUGCAAUUUUGAACCGUCAAAGAAAAGCAUUCAAACGUAUUUAUCAACUUUCUGACAAGCCUGUUAUCAAUUCUCUUUUAACAUGGCCUGAUUCAUCGGGUAACACUAGUCUGGAUCUAGUUGCAUAUUUAAAAAAGGAGCAGAGUAGCAAACUCAAAGCUGAUGCAGCUGGUGCAGCUCUACAAAUGCAACUUGAAUUGCAAUGGUUUAAGGAAGUAGAAAAUAUUUCAUUUAUGCAUGAGGGCAAGUAUAAAAUUGGAAGAAAGACACCGACAGUGAUCUUUUCUGAGACGCACGCGGACUUAAUGAAAGAAGGAGAAAAAUGGUUAAAAGACACUGCUAAUUCAUGCACAAUUGUAGCAGCUCUAGUUGUUACCAUAGUAUUUGCAGCUGCCAUUACGGUACCAGGUGGAAGCGAUGACAAGAGUGGCUUCCCAAUUCUUUUCAAAGAUAAAGCCUUUAUAAUCUUUAUGAUAUCAGAUGCGCUAGCUCUUUUUUCGUCUGCUUCAUCUUUGUUGAUGUUUUUGUCCAUUCUUACUUCGCGUUACGCGGAGAUUGAUUUUCUUUACUCUUUACCUAAAAGAUUAAUUUAUGGUCUCAUAACUCUGUUCGUCGCCAUAGUGUCUAUGAUGGUAGCCUUUGGAGUCACAAUCCACCUUAUUUUUGGACAGAAGACAACAUGGAUUCUUGCUCCUGUAAGUGUUUUUUCUACUAUACCGGUGAUAUUGUUUGCAUCCUGGCAAUUUCCUCUCCUUCAAGAUAUGAUUAAAUCUACCUAUGGUGAGGGCAUUUUCGGCAAAAAUAAUGAUGGUUUGCUCGUUUCUAGAUCAAGUAGACAGAGGAAGUAGUUUUAUUUUUAUCUCAUCUAAUUUGUAUGAUUAACAUUUUGUUGUCUCUAAAAUUGUUGGGACAAGGAUUUAAGACUAUUUGACUUGAUAUUUCUAAUAUUUUUCCUCAUUCUACUGUC
Molecule: messenger RNA, 3943 nt
Organism: Cornus florida
Lineage: Eukaryota; Viridiplantae; Streptophyta; Magnoliopsida; Cornales; Cornaceae
Exons: 11
Coding region: 195-3824 (1209 amino acids)
Molecular function (GO): protein binding
Source: RefSeq, a predicted model, not a curated record